ACUUCAACAACCACCAUCAACCUCAGCCACUCAGAUUAGAUAGCUGUGAAGGGAAGCGUCCGACCUGUCAGGAAUGGUGUGCAAAAAGAGCACCUCGCACGAUAAUAAAAGCGACACUGUACAAGCAUUUAAUUACCCACACCUAACAUUACCGAGUCAUGCUUGCGGUGCAAAAGUAUCGUAGAACGGAUAUGCAAGCCCACCGGUUCAGUUUCUCUCCAGCGUUCAUCCGAACAGCAUCUGCAAGAUGUGGAUUAAUUUGCUCGUGCUAGUGCUGCUGGCGGCGGUGUACUGGGUACGGCAACGGCUUGCCUACUGGAAGCUGCGCGGCGUCCCAUACGUUCAACCGUCCUUCCCGCAGGGCAAUUUAGCCGGUGUUGGCAAGAAGAGUCACAUGUCAGGAAUACUGGAGAAUUGCUACAAACAGCUUAAAAGCUCCGGUAAACCAUUCGGCGGUAUUCACUUCUUCAUCAACCCUGUGGCGCUACUGAUCGAUCCGGAUCUCAUCAAGACGGUGCUGGUGAAAGAUUUCCAAUACUUUCACGAUCGUAACCUUUACCACAACGAUCGCGAUGAUCCACUGUCCCGCCAUCUUGUGGCCAUGGAGGGAACCAAGUGGAGGAACCUUAGGGCGAAGCUAACUCCUACCUUCACCUCCGGGAAGAUGAAGCUGAUGUUCUCUACUGUGACUGCUGUAGCGGAAGAGUUUGACAAGUGUAUGACGCGUGAGAUCAACCACAACUCCGUGGUGGAGAUGAAGGAUCUGCUGGCCCGUUUCACCACCGACGUUAUCGGUUCCGUAGCGUUCGGGCUCGAGUGCAACAGUUUGAAGGAUCCCGACGCCAAGUUUCGUGUGAUGGGUCGCAAGGUGUUCCAAGCGUCUCGCUACCGUGCGCUCAAGGUCUUUCUCGCCUCACAGUUCCCACAGAUAGCGCGCGCGUUUCGCGUUACGUUGACAGCUGCGGACGUGUCGGAGUUUUUCAUGGGUGUCGUAAAAGAUACGAUCGAAUUUCGGAAAAGCAACAACGUGCAGCGCAACGACUUUAUGACACUGCUGAUGAAGGUGAUGAAGGAGCAGGUGGAGCAGGAUGGCGGUGGUGACCCGAAAGCUGAUCACCUAACGAUGGACGAUAUUGCGGCACAAGCGUUUGUGUUCUUCCUGGCCGGAUUUGAAACGUCCUCCACCACAAUGUCGUUUUGUCUGUACGAGUUGGCGCUGCAUCAGGAGCUGCAGGAUAAGGCACGCCAGAACGUAACGGAGGUGUUGAAGAAGCACACCACUAUCAGCUACGAAGCGAUACACGAGAUGAAGUACAUCGAGAUGUGCAUUAAUGAAUCUCUUCGAAAGUAUCCACCGGCGACUACCCUCACGCGUAGAGUCGAGAACGACUAUCGAGUGCCCGGCACUGAUCAGAUACUGCAGAAAGGGCUUAUGGUUGCCGUACCAGUGUACGCUCUUCAUCACGAUCCGGAACACUUCCCCAACCCAGAACGAUUCGAUCCUGAGCGAUUUUCUCCGGAACAGAGUGAAAAGCGUCAUCCAUUCACCUUUCUACCGUUCGGUGAAGGGCCACGCAUAUGCAUUGGGUUACGCUUUGGCAUGAUGCAGGCAAGGAUUGGGUUGGCGUAUCUACUGAAGAACUUCCGGUUUACGCUUGCGAAGGGUAGGAUGAGUGUGCCGUUGAAAAUCUCACCAUCAAGUUCGAUUUUGACCAUCGAUGGAGGGCUUUGGUUAAAUGUCGAAAAAUUGUAAAGAAAAUCCAGUCAGCGAGAAGUAGUACGAAGAAUAAAAUUCCAUUAGUUUUGCAAGAAAA
Molecule: messenger RNA, 1814 nt
Organism: Anopheles stephensi (Asian malaria mosquito)
Lineage: Eukaryota; Metazoa; Arthropoda; Insecta; Diptera; Culicidae
Product: cytochrome P450 6A1-like
Exons: 2
Coding region: 248-1753 (501 amino acids)
Molecular function (GO): heme binding; monooxygenase activity; iron ion binding
Source: RefSeq, a predicted model, not a curated record